AUGAUGCCCCUAUUUCAGGUCUCUCCACUCAUCAAGCUCAGCCAAUACUCAGCCCUGGUCCUUGGCAUAGCCUACGGCACCAAGUACUAUAGUUACCUAAAGCCUUGGGUAGAGGAGGAGAGGAGGGUUACAGCAGAGGAAAAGAAGAGACUAGAUGAGCUGAAAUGGAUUGAGAGAGAAUGGGCAGAAGCUCAAGAUGACAGCAUACUCAAGUGA
Molecule: messenger RNA, 216 nt
Organism: Alexandromys fortis (reed vole)
Lineage: Eukaryota; Metazoa; Chordata; Mammalia; Rodentia; Cricetidae
Product: ATP synthase subunit e, mitochondrial-like
Exons: 1
Coding region: 1-216 (71 amino acids)
Biological process (GO): proton motive force-driven ATP synthesis
Molecular function (GO): proton transmembrane transporter activity
Source: RefSeq, a predicted model, not a curated record